AUGAUUGCCCAAAAGGUAGCUCUACGGCCCUUCAGGGCUACGUUGGGGACCAAGAUAUUGUGUUCUACCUCGCUUAGUCCGAUAUUAAUGAUGCCUCGCCGGCAACGAACAUUUGCAUCUAUUGCCGCAACUGCUAGUUCGACGGCAGAACAAGAUAGUGCCGUUCUGCACCGGUCCCUGAAAACCCCGCCGAUGCUGGUUGUCUCUGCUAGAGAGAGACACCUGACUUUUUCCGAUGGCCAUGAGAUACUUGACUCGACCUGCGGAGCUGCCGUGGCAUGUAUAGGCAGCCACAAUGACCGAGUGAAGAAGGCCAUGAUUGAGCAGAUUGACAAGUUUUCGUACUGCAAUUCUAUGUUCUUUGGGCAUCCAAUAGGCGAGCAGCUGUGCGCAGAAUUGAUCCGGGGCACUGAAGGAGCCAUGGCCAAGGCUUACAUCAUGUGUUCAGGAUCUGAGGCUAUGGACUCUGCGAUGAAGAUGGCGCGGCAGUAUUUCACCGAAAUAAGUCCACAGGAGAACAAACGGAUCAACUUCAUUGCUAGAGAAGGCUCUUACCAUGGAACAACAAUCGGUGGUUUGUCCAUGAGCGGCCACGUUGCUCGCCGUAGCCUCUUUUUGGACAUGCUUCUACCUAAUGUCCACCGGGUCUCAGCUUGUAACGCAUACCGCGGAAUGAAGAAGGGGCAAACAACUGAAGAAUAUGUCGCGCAGCUAGCGGACGAAUUGGAUCGAAAGUUUCAGGAGGUUGGUCCCGAGACAGUUUGCGCAUUCGUCGCGGAGCCGGUUGUUGGAGCAGCUCUUGGGUGUGUUCCCUCAGUGGAAGGGUACUUUAAAGCGAUGAAGGGUGUCUGCGACAAGUACGGUGCUCUUCUGAUUCUAGAUGAAGUCAUGUCUGGCAUGGGUCGAACCGGGACACUCCAUGCCUGGCAGCAGGAAGGUGUUGUUCCCGACAUUCAGACCCUUGCUAAAGGCUUGGGAGGAGGAUACGCUCCUGUUGCGGGAAUGUUAAUCAACCACCGAGUGGCUGAUGCCCUAAAGAACGGGACUGGAGCGUUUUCACAUGGUCAUACAUAUCAGGGGCAUCCCGUGAGUUGCGCUGCCGCGCUUGAGGUCCAGCGCAUUAUUAGAGAGGAUGAUCUCCUCACAAACGUGAAGGAGCGCGGGAAGCUUUUGAGUUCGCUUUUGCACAAAUACCUCGACGGCCAUCCUUAUGUUGGCAAUAUUCGAGGUAGGGGACUAUUUUGGGGAAUCGAGUUUGUUGCUGAUAAGCAGACAAAAGACCCAUUCCCGCCCUCAUUUGGUGUUGCCAAUCUUGUUCAUACAGUCGGGCUCAAGGACCAAGGGAUAAGCUUAUACCCCGGCACCGGAACUAAGGAUGGUGUGAAAGGAGACCACGUUCUUCUCGCACCAGCUUAUACAAGUACGGUAGAGGAGAUCGAAGAAAUCUCCUUGAAGACCAAACUCACCAUCGACCAGACAUUCGAGAAGUUCCAAGGGGCUCAUGGAAGACUCGGUUAG
Clonostachys rhizophaga is the source of this 1518-nucleotide messenger RNA. The record is from the annotation of a GenBank genome assembly. Lineage: Eukaryota; Fungi; Ascomycota; Sordariomycetes; Hypocreales; Bionectriaceae.